AUGUUGGAUAUAAACACAAAGGCAGAGUACAGUGAUGCCAUCACCGGCAUGGAGUUUCACACUCACAAGCCAUACGCGUCGUCCACGUUUAAAAAUAACGAUGAGAUCCGAAUACCGAUCAGUCAACAGGAUAUUAUUACAGCACCGUUUGAGAGUACAUUGCUCGUUAAGGGUACGGUUAAAAGUACAAAAACUGAUAGAACAGAGGCGCCGUGGCAUUUCGUGAAUAACGCGGUGGCGUUUUUCUUUGAUGAAAUACGCUAUGAGAUUGCGGGUAUUGAAGUGGAUAGGACAAAGAAUGUCGGUAUUACAACAACUAUGAAAAAUGUUCUUUCGAUCAGACCCCAUGAGGUGAAUAUGUUGAAGAAUGCCUGCUGGUUAGGCCCUGGCGAGAAAUUACAGUCCAAAGAGUUUUCAUUUUCCGUUCCACUACGUCUUUUACUCGGUUUUGCUGAGGACUACAGACGUGUAAUUGUAAAUAACAAACAGGAGUUGGUGCUUCUGCGCUCCGCUUCAGAUAAAAAUGCUGUAAUCAGUAAUGACGCGAGUGAUGUUUCUAUAACAAUUACAGGGGUGUACUGGCGUGUUCCUCAUGUGAACGUUUCCGACUCCUACCGACUUACUAUGUUGCGCAUGAUCGAAAAGGACACCACGGUCCAUAUACCUUUUAGGUCUUGGGAGCUUCACGAAUACCCGUCACUGCCACAAACUAAUAUACACUCGUGGACGGUUAAAACAUCAGCACAAUUGGAGAAACCUCGAUAUGUCAUUUUGGCAUUUCAGGAGGAUAGGAAAAAUCAAUACGCUAAAGACAUGUCCUCGUUUGACCACUGCGACUUGACAAACAUCAAGGUGUAUUUGAAUUCUCAAUAUUUCCCCUACGACAACAUUAACGGAGAUAAAACACUAUUUUACGAAAUGUUUUGUCGAUUUCUAGAAUCAUAUUAUGGUAGACAGUCUACCGGUCAAACCGCUGUCACAAUGGAAAAGUUCAACGCCAAUGUCCCGCUAUACGUAGUCGAUUGCUCCAAACAAAAUGAUGCAAUCAAGUCGGGACCUGUAGACGUGAGAGUGGAUUUUGAAACAAAGAACGCGGUUCCCGCCAGCACUACAGCAUACUGUCUCUUAAUACACGAUAGUCACAUGACCUAUAAGUUACUCACCGGUUCUGAGGAUUCGGAGGAAGAGGCGGAGGCGGAGGCGGAGGCUGAGGCGGAGGCGGAGGCGGAGGUGGAGACGGAGGCGGAGGCGGAGGCGGAGGCGGAGGCGGAGGCGGAGGCAGAUGAGGGUCUCAGUCGUUAA
This is a messenger RNA of Macrosteles quadrilineatus (aster leafhopper), 1302 nucleotides long. RefSeq lists its product as uncharacterized. The transcript is spliced from 2 exons. The coding region runs from base 1 to 1302 and encodes 433 amino acids. The record is from RefSeq and is a predicted model, not a curated record. NCBI's taxonomy places the organism in Eukaryota, Metazoa, Arthropoda, Insecta, Hemiptera, Cicadellidae.